Brachypodium distachyon (stiff brome) is the source of this 1641-nucleotide messenger RNA. RefSeq names its product protein FAR1-RELATED SEQUENCE 9. The transcript has 3 exons. Bases 1 to 1641 code for a protein of 546 amino acids. Gene Ontology annotation, biological process: regulation of DNA-templated transcription. Gene Ontology annotation, molecular function: zinc ion binding. Lineage: Eukaryota; Viridiplantae; Streptophyta; Magnoliopsida; Poales; Poaceae. The record is from RefSeq and is a predicted model, not a curated record.
AUGGCCGGAGGCCGUGCGACGGAGGCGGUGGUGCGCGGCAAGGAAGCUGGCGGCGGCGGGCUUCGAGAUGGCCGGAGGCCGCGCGACGGAGGCGGUGGUGCGCCGCAAGGAGACCGGCGGCCGCGCGCAGCAAGGAAGCCGGCGGCGGCGGGCUUUGAGAUGGCCGGAGGCCACGCGACGGAGGCGGUGGUGCGCCACAAGGAGACCGGUGGCGGCACGCUUCGAGGAGGCCGACGGCCGCGUGACGGAGGCGGCGCGCGCUUCGAGGAGGUCGGCGGGAUUCUUGGACAUGCUAGUGCAUAUACAAGAACAUCAAGUGCUGAUCUUCGUAGAGUAAAUGAACCAGCAACACCGGAAUCGGAACAGAAUGAUGACGAUGGUGUCAACACAAAUGCAAAAGCACACUCAACCCUGCAACCCCCGUCCGUGCAUAUGAAAUUUGAUAGCUUCGAUGCCGCUUAUGAGCACUAUAGUGUGUUUGCGCUGAGGAAAGGGUUUGGGAUAAGGAGAGAGUACAGUAAGAAGCUUGUAGAUGGAAGAAUAAGCAGGGUAAUGGUGGUGUGUACUAGGGCAGGGAAACCACGGUUGGAGAAGGUAGAGGAUGAGAAAACAGAGAAUAUUAGAAGCAUUGUGAAGAAAAGGAAAAGAAGUAGGACAACAAGGACCGAUUGCAAGGCGCACAUGUACCUGAGAUGCACAGUGGCAGAAUUUGAGGGGAAGUGGGUGGCGAUGCUCCAGAAUUACGAAAUGGAAGACAAUGAUCACCUUCAGGAGCUUUGGGAAAACAGGGCAUGCUGGGUACUAGCUUACUACAUGCAUGAUUUCUAUCCCUUUUUGCAAUCUACCCAGCGCAGCGAGGGGUUCAAUGCUGUCCACAAGAAGUACGUUAACCCGCAGAACUCAUUGACAGAAUUCGCAAGACAAUACACAUCAAUACAAGAGAAAAUAAUGAGUGCUGAGAACAAGGAAGAGGCUGAAACUGCUACUAAAGACCAGGAUUUGUGGGGGUACCACCCGGUUGAAAGGCAAAUGCACAAGAUAUACACGCACAAUUUGUUCUUGAGAUUCCAGCAUGAGGUGAGGGAAACUACAUCGUAUGACUAUGAGCAUGUUGGAGGGAAUAGACACAUGCUUACAUCGUUACGGGGGAGAGUGGGCAAAUAUGAUGAAAGAAGCUUUCACGUGGAGGCCUGUAAAAGUGAAGGCAUUUUCAUAUGUGAGUGCUGCAAAUAUUAUCGAGAUGGCAUGGUUUGCUGCCACGUAAUGAGAGUGAUGAUGCAGAUUGGCGUUCACAUGAUCCCAGAUAGAUACAUAUUGGAAAGGUGGACGUGGGAUGAAGAUGCUGACCUAAUACAACCAGAUGCUCAACCCCAAUCAGAAAACAAGGCGAUGCCGGAAGAGUCGAAAAGAAAAAUGCGAUAUGCCACCCUCAACUCGAAAUUCAAAGAUUUAUCGAAACAAGCAUGCAUGUCAGAUGAUGAAAACCGGAUAGUGGCACAAUAUUUGAAGGACCUGGGGGUUGCGCUUGCUGCCUGUAGGAAGAGAGAGAAGAGAAAAGCUGCAAAAUCAGCUACGGUGGACAGCCCAAAUGCUCCAUCCAACUCCUCUAACUUCAGUGCAACGUGUGGGUGGGGAAUCUGA